AUGAAGAUUUGUUUUCUUGCGGUUUUGCUCUUCACAGGCGAGCAUCACAGGAAGGACCAUAUGUGCUCCCCAAUUCCCCUUCCUUGUGUAGUCAACAAGCCGCCUGGAAUCAUAAGCCAUCGAGUUGGGGUUCCGUCGAGUUCAACCAAGACAUUAGGCGUAACUAACAGCACAAGAACCACACAAAACCAUCGGUUGUUCAUCUGCAAGUCUGGAGCUCUGUUUCGGAUAGAAGUGGUAUUGUCAAGAAUCAAAGGUCCCGUGCCCCAGAAUGUCAGAUGCACCUAUCACCGAUACCAACUCGUCACUCCUACUGGGUGA
This is a messenger RNA of Lactuca virosa, 321 nucleotides long. The record is from the annotation of a GenBank genome assembly. Lineage: Eukaryota; Viridiplantae; Streptophyta; Magnoliopsida; Asterales; Asteraceae.